Molecule: messenger RNA, 1315 nt
Organism: Anoplophora glabripennis (Asian longhorned beetle)
Lineage: Eukaryota; Metazoa; Arthropoda; Insecta; Coleoptera; Cerambycidae
Product: WD repeat-containing protein 74
Exons: 5
Coding region: 136-1248 (370 amino acids)
Biological process (GO): ribosomal large subunit biogenesis
Cellular component (GO): nucleolus; preribosome, large subunit precursor
Molecular function (GO): protein binding
Source: RefSeq, a predicted model, not a curated record
UCCCAAUAAACAGCAUGUUUAAAGAAGUUAACCUCAAAUUUUGUUUCAUAUCAACUUUUGAUUCAUUUAUAAUUUGUGAUACUUACCUUAAUAUUAUGUUCUAAUUUAAGUAAACAGGUUUAUACUGCAAUUGCUAUGGAUAUUAGCAAAUAUAAUUUUUAUGUGGGUACGUCCAGAGGAACUUUGCUGUUUAACAGUGAUAAACCAAAUAAUAUUCAAUCUGCAAAGAGUGAAGAAAUUUCAGAAGUAACGAGCCUAAAUUUCGGUAGAAAUGAAAACGAACUGUUAAUAGGUUAUGACAAUGGCUGCGUAAAUAUUUUUGAUAUCAUAGAGAGAAAAUAUAUUAAAACACCUGAAUUGCAAGGAGAAGGGCGAGUAGUAGGAAUUGGAUAUGUAAAUAAGUCAAUUGUAAUAGGAAAACAUGAUGGUAUUAUUAAUGUAUGGAAUGGUAAACGUAACAACUAUUUUGAUACACACUUGGAUGAAAAAGGAACCCUUGACACUUUAGUGUGCAAUGAGAAUAGACAUGGUGUUAUUGGUACUGGUGGAGAGUUUAAUGAUCUCAAAUUGUGGGAUAUUGAAACUCAACAGUGUAUUUUUAAAGCGAAAUCACUUGGGCAUGACAUGUUAAAUCUACCAAUACCUACAUCAGUUCGAGGAAUUACAUUUUUUCCAGAAGAUAAUUAUUUAAGUGUAUGCGCUACAAAAGAAGGCCAUGUUUUAUUAUAUGACGAUAGGGCUCAAAGAAGACCUGUGGUCAAAUUUCUAGAGAAAAAAGCUAGUUAUACUACUAUUGCUUGUGCUUAUAGAGAAAGACAAUGUUUAGCUGGAACAACCAGAGGCUACAUGCAGGUGAUGGACAUGAAAGCUGGAAAAUGUUUGAGAACAUUUACAAAUUUUACUGGUAGUAUAACCAGUAUUGUUUGUGACCCUUUGGAGCCGUAUGUAAUUACUACUUGUUUAGAUAGGCAUUUAAGAAUACAUAAUUUGGAAACUAAGGAGUUGUUACAUAAGGUAUAUAUGAAGCAAAAUUUAACAAAGGUCCUAGUAAAAUCAAUAGUUAAAGAUGAGCCAGUAGAAGACACAAGCGAGAAAGAAAAAGUUGAUGAAGAAUACGAAGAAAUCUUUGAAAAUAUGGAAACUGUUGUUAGUUCAAAAAAAUUAAAGAAACAGAAGCGGCAUGAUGAGGAUGUUACUGAUAAACCAAGAAGAAAAAAGAAGAAGAAGCUUAAACAAGCCGAAGGUUAAUUUAGUAUUAACAAAUUGUAAUUUUUUUUUAAAUUCGUUAAUUACAUAUAAUUUUAAAUAAGUAAAA